AUGCCGAUGGGAAAGCAUGAAGACCGCAUACUUGAUUGCAGUAUUCCACUAGUAAUCAAGGAUAUCAAGGGCAAGAGUGUCAUCAUGGCCGGAGGAAAGGGGUGUUUCGUUCGAUGCGAUGUAAGGGUUUUGGAGGAGCAGGUUCGCCUGUUCGAGAUGGCUAUCAUGAAUUCCCCGAGCAGCACUUGCGACAUUGUCAUUGCAAAUGCUGGGAAAGCUGGACCCGAUGGAUUGUUUGGGGACGAUGAUGAGGACAAAUUCGCUUUCACCCUCGAGAUUAGACCCCAUCAAAUUUUGCCGCGCAUUAUGACCGUGGUUUUGAGAAUUAGAAGCCCUUAA
Molecule: messenger RNA, 339 nt
Organism: Paracoccidioides brasiliensis Pb18
Exons: 2
Coding region: 1-339 (112 amino acids)
Source: RefSeq, a predicted model, not a curated record